Cricetulus griseus (Chinese hamster) is the source of this 4411-nucleotide messenger RNA. The record is from RefSeq and is a predicted model, not a curated record. NCBI's taxonomy places the organism in Eukaryota, Metazoa, Chordata, Mammalia, Rodentia, Cricetidae.
GUGCCAUUUAUCAGUAUGAUACAUGGGCCAGUGAAUGCUACAUUUUUCAUACUCAUGUUAUAUACAAAUAAGGUUCCUUUUUUUUUUUUUUUUAAAGCAGGACAGAAGGAACAAGCUGUGGAAUGGUACAAGAAAGGUAUCGAAGAACUAGAAAAAGGAAUUGCUGUUAUAGUAACAGGCCAAGGUGAACAGUGUGAAAGAGCUAGACGCCUUCAAGCCAAAAUGAUGACUAAUUUGGUUAUGGCCAAGGAUCGUUUGCAGCUUCUAGAGAAGCUGCAACCCGUUUUGCAAUUUUCCAAGUCACAAACGGAAGUCUAUAAUGACAGUACUAACCUGACUUGCCGAAAUGGACAUCUCCAGUCAGAAAGUGGAGCAGUUCUGAAGAGAAAAGAUCCCCUAACACAUGCUAGUAAUUCAUUGCCUCGAUCAAAAACAGUCAUGAAAAGUGGAUCCACGGGCCUUUCAGGUCACCACAGGGCUCCUAGUUGCAGUGGUUUAUCCAUGGUUUCUGGAGGAAGACAGGGACCUGGUUCUGCAGCUGCUGCACAUAAGGGUACUCCAAAACCAAACAGAACCAACAAACCUUCUACACCCACAACGGCUGUUCGUAAAAAGAAAGACUUGAAAAAUUUUAGGAAUGUGGACAGCAACCUGGCGAACCUCAUAAUGAAUGAAAUUGUUGACAAUGGGACAGCUGUUAAAUUUGAUGAUAUAGCUGGUCAGGAAUUGGCAAAACAAGCACUGCAAGAAAUUGUUAUUCUUCCUUCUCUACGGCCUGAAUUGUUCACAGGGCUCAGAGCUCCUGCCAGAGGGUUGUUGCUCUUUGGUCCACCUGGAAACGGAAAAACGAUGCUGGCUAAAGCAGUAGCUGCAGAAUCUAAUGCCACCUUUUUCAAUAUAAGUGCUGCAAGUUUAACUUCAAAAUAUGUGGGAGAAGGAGAAAAACUGGUGAGAGCUCUCUUUGCUGUGGCUCGAGAACUUCAACCGUCUAUAAUUUUUAUAGAUGAAGUUGAUAGUCUUUUGUGUGAAAGAAGAGAAGGGGAGCAUGAUGCUAGUAGACGACUAAAAACUGAAUUUUUAAUAGAAUUUGAUGGUGUGCAAUCUGCUGGAGAUGACAGAGUACUUGUAAUGGGUGCAACUAAUAGACCCCAAGAGCUUGAUGAAGCCGUUCUCAGGCGUUUCAUUAAACGGGUAUAUGUGUCUUUACCAAAUGAGGAGACAAGACUGCUUCUACUUAAAAACCUGUUAUGUAAGCAAGGAAGUCCACUGACCCAAAAAGAACUUGCACAACUUGCUAGAAUGACUGAUGGAUACUCUGGAAGUGAUCUAACAGCUUUGGCAAAAGAUGCAGCCCUGGGCCCUAUCCGAGAACUGAAACCAGAGCAGGUGAAGAAUAUGUCUGCCAGUGAGAUGAGAAAUAUUCGAUUAUCUGACUUCACAGAAUCCUUAAAAAAGAUCAAACGCAGUGUGAGUCCUCAAACCCUAGAAGCAUACAUACGCUGGAACAAGGACUUUGGAGACACCACUGUUUAAAGGAAUGCCUUUGUAAGCCCACAGAACAUUAUACUUAACAAGAGACAUGAGCUUCAGAGAAGUUAUCACCUGCAGGAACUCAGACUUCGUUUACAGGACUUUUUAAGAGUUCCUUUUUGUGCACCAAACUUGAAGAGGAACAAGACAGACCUAAAUAAAAUAUGCAAUGUGAAUGGAGUUUUUGUUUAAGGCCUUCUUGCCUGGUGGUCAUGGUUUUCUCAGUGGGCACUGUUAGUUAGAGCACAGCAGAAAUAGAUUCUGGUUCUUUAUUGAUAGUAAUCAUUAUGUAAAUAAUAAUUUGUAUAUUGUGUUCAGGUAAAAGUAUUCCAGAGACAGCGACUGGAAGACACAGAGAGCUGGCUGUUGUCUGUCUUAACACUAUUUUCUGGUUUCCUUUCUGCUGUUACCUUAGCUCCCUGUGAUUGGAAUAACAAGUACUUGGAGUUCUUUCUGCUUUUCUUACCAACUCCAGUGUGCCAAAUGGAAACCUUUUCCCAUCUGUAGUAAGGAAGAGCUAACUAAAGCUUUUUCAACCUAGAUAUACAAACAGUAAACAGCUAAUACCUUCUUUUCAUGUUCUGUUUUUCUGUUUUAUUGCCUUGCCACCAAACAGCUUAGAAAGCAAUAUAAUAGCCACAGAGAAAAUCUGGCAUGACAAAGGUUUGAAGGUUUUGAGUCACUCUGUCAUGUAACAUGUAGAUCAGUCCUUGUCUGCCCUGCAGUAUUUUUUUCUAAUAUGUCAGAAAUCCAUUAUAGACUUAACUUAUUCCAGCUGAAAUUCAUUUUUUGUGUUGGACUUAUUCUGGUAUUUUAGAGAGCCACUUUCAACUGCUAUAAUUUGCACCAAUAUGAGAGAAGGGACAUAUUAGGAAGAAAGACAUUUCUAGCUUAUUGCUUACUACUUUCUUAAUAGGAUAAUUACUAAAUGCCAGUGGCACCACCAUCUUUUUACUAAUUACUGUCCCUUCCACAAAAUUGAAAAUACCGAAUUUUUCUACACGGCAUAUAUUUUAUAGGUUUCCUGUGCUUACUUUUUAACUAAAAAGCUCUAGUCUGUUGAUCUACCUUUUGUUUCCAUAAAUGUAUAAUAAUUCUUUGUUGUUUGUAUAAAUAUGGCUGGACUUUUAUUAUAAAAAUGCAUUAUAGGAAGUAGAGGCUCAUGUGUGGCCUUUUAAGAAUUGUAUCAAGGCAAAUGGAUAUUUGCCCUUAGUUUACUGGUUAAAAGUUUGUUUACAGAAUUUUUCUUUGGUGCUUAAAUGAUGCAGUGUAAAUUAUCAUGGGUAGAAAGAAUAAUGUUGUGGUAGUAACACCAACCCUUCUUGUAAGAAAGAUGUUUGAGAAAACACAUUAAAACACUUGCCCUAUCCCUGGAUAAAAAUUUUAUGAUAAAGACAUACAUCCUCAGUUUUACUCUUUGUCUUGUUAAAGAUUUACCUAAGCAUAGAAGAUGUAUUAUUUCUUUGAAGUAUAUGCCAUUUAUAGCUGCAAUUUAAGUCAUGUCUCAAUCAUGAUUUUAGACAUCACUGAAUGAUAAAGAUGAAAAGUUUAGAUGAAUAGGAAAACAAAUUUAAACCACAGCUGUUUGGUUUUGGCUAAGUGUCUAUUCUCAGAUGUCAGAGCCUUAGUUACAAAUACUGAUGACAGGAUCCUGUGACGAGAAUUGCAGCAGUCCUAACCCAAAACGUCAACAAUAGAGCUCUUAAAGUUCAGUUUGGUUUCAUUUAGGAAGAGAAUAAUAUCACCACUAUUUAUGUAUUGAGAUAGGCUUCAGCUCAUUUUAAAAAUAGAACGGCCAUAUACUUAGUUUAUGAUUCUUUGGGAAGGGUUUUAAGAGGUAACAAAAUUUUCAUGUGUCUAAAAGAUAGAAAAGUCAAGUUAACCUAAAUUGCUGAAUCAGAGGUAUUACUGUGUGACUGUCAGUGCGUAUUAGCUCCUUUGUUCAUCAGGUAGGAGGUUCAGCAAGUGAGAAUACUUUGUUAUGUCUUAGGACCCAGGUUUAUUUUAUCCUUUUUGUUGUUGUUUUUAAAACAGGGUCUCAUGGAGCCUAAGCUGGCCUAGAACUCAAUGAGUAGCCUAGGAAUACCUUCAACUGAUCUUUCUCCUCCACUUCCCAAGUGCUGGAGUGCCCAUGUGCACCGCACACUGGGAGGGUUUUUCUUUUUCAGUAAGGAUAGACGGUUUCCAAAUUAAUAUUAGAUAUUAUUUAAUAUUAAUUUUAGAUUUUUGCAUUGAGCUCUGUUUACUGUUCAAGAUGUUUAAAAAGGAAGGAUUGGAGCUGGGCAGUGGUGGUGCACAUAGAGGCAAUCGGAUCUCCCGAGUUCGAGGCCAGCCUGGUCUACAGACAACUGUCAGGACAGGCUCCAAAACUACACAGACAAACCCUGUCUGGAAACCCCCUCCCAAAAAAAGGAAGGAUUGGUAUGCUCUUCAUGUUAACAUGACAAGAGUCCUUGCAUGCUCGGUGAACUUACUGAUUACCUAACUGAGCCAAAGGAAAGCCUCAUACCAUCUUUCUAGAUCUGCUAAGGCUACAAAGCUUUUCUGAGACUAGAAGCCAAUUGAAUUUAUUUUUUGUCCUUUUGUGCUUACAGUGUAACAGGAUAAACAGAAUUUUAAGUUAAAUAUAUGUGGCAUUCUCUGUUGAUAAUGUAAACUGUUUAUGUGUCCCACAAAAUUAACUUUUUGUAGAAUGAAUUUACACUUUGCUUUUUGGAUCCUUAAGGCAGAAGAUUUUCCUUUAAAUGUUUGUCUCAAUUUUAGUCUUAACUUUUUACUUCUAUAAAAGAAAUGACUUUAAGGGGAUACACAGCUGCAUAAAGUGGGUUUUUAUCCUAAUUAAUUUUAUUGUAAAUAAAUGACAAACUUUGUUUUGCCUUAA